Colletotrichum spaethianum is the source of this 1728-nucleotide messenger RNA. RefSeq names its product putative ribonuclease P protein subunit 3. The record is from RefSeq and is a predicted model, not a curated record. The transcript is spliced from 3 exons. Gene Ontology annotation, molecular function: serine-type endopeptidase activity. The coding region runs from base 1 to 1728 and encodes 575 amino acids. Gene Ontology annotation, cellular component: membrane. NCBI's taxonomy places the organism in Eukaryota, Fungi, Ascomycota, Sordariomycetes, Glomerellales, Glomerellaceae. Gene Ontology annotation, biological process: proteolysis.
AUGGCUUCCAACGACUACUACCACGUCAACAAACCGCCCUCAGCAGCGUCUCCCUCGCCUGCCCCCUACUACGGCGGCGCCGCUUACAACAACAACCACAUCCCUUCCGCCAGUUCCACACCUGCGCCUCCAUACAGCUCAAUAUCGAACGCGCCCGGGGCCAGCCAACCGCCACCGCGCCAAAACACCGUAUCCCCUUUCGAAAGUGUCUUCGAUGAUCACGUCUACCCAGUAGACUCGACCCAGGACGGUUUCCGGCACAACGGCCACGGACAGAGCCUCCAGAGCAUGAACAACGUCAACGCCGCGCAACCCCAGCGCAUGAACACGAUGAGCACGGUAAAAACUGCCUACACUGGCCACGGCCAAACGCCGUACAACGCGCACGACAUGCGCCAACCCAAUCCCUACGCGCAGGAGGAUACCGCCUAUUACGGCCACUCGUCCGUCUCCCCCGAUUCCAGCAGACCGAACGUGGCCGACGACAUUCCUCUGCAGAGCCGGCAGCCGACACAGCCGCACAAGGACGUUGAAAUGAACGACAACGACCACGUCUACGACGCACCGCAGGGAUCUCGACGCUCCAAGAGUCAGCGCGACAAGAAGAAGGUUGGCUUUGGCCAGCUGGGCAUGUUUGGCGCCGACAGGAAGGGUAUUCCGUGGGUUGUUUACGUUUUCACCUUGGUCCAGGUUGCUGUCUUCAUCGCCGAGAUUGUCAAGAAUGCUCAACUGACGGGCUCUCCCAUCAUGACCAAGCCGUCUUUCAACCCCAUGAUCGGUCCCUCGACGUACGUAAUGAUCAACAUGGGUGCUCGAUACGUCGCCUGCAUGCACAACGUCAAGGGCAUCCAAGAUUUAGGACAACCCAUCACCUGGCCUUGCCCGAACUCGACCUCGAACGAUGCCAGCAACCCUUCGAACCAGUGCGGCUUGGGCGAUUUGUGCGGUUUUGGCGGCGUACCCGAGCCUACGUAUACCGACAUCAACCAGUCGCCGGAGCCCAACCAGUGGUUCCGGUUCAUCACGCCCAUUUUCUUGCACGCAGGUCUCAUCCACAUUGGAUUCAACCUGCUUUUGCAAAUGACGAUGGGAAAAGAAAUGGAGAUAGCUAUCGGCUCGAUUCGGUUCUUCUUGGUCUACGUCAGCGCCGGUAUCUUCGGUAACGUUAUGGGAGCAAACUACGCCGGCGUCAUGGCGGCAUCGACAGGUGCUUCAGGUGCCCUUUUCGGCGUCAUCGCCCUCACUCUGCUCGACCUAUUGUACUCGUGGAAGGACCGACGCAGCCCUGUCAAAGAUCUGAUGUUCAUCUUGUUGGACGUCGUCAUUUCCUUUGUGCUUGGACUUCUGCCAGGUUUGGACAACUUCGCCCAUAUUGGUGGCUUCUUGAUGGGUCUGGCGCUCGGCAUCUGCGUUCUGCAUUCUCCCAACUCCUUGAGACGGAGAAUGGGAUCCGAAGACCCGUCGUACGCAUCAAUGCAGCUCAACCCUAACCAAGGCCCGCCUCCGUUCUUGAAGAACCCAGUCGGGUUCUUCAAGGGCCGAAAGCCACUUUGGUGGGCUUGGUGGCUGGUCAGAGCUGGCUUUUUGCUGACCGUCAUCAUUGUUUUCAUCGUCUUGCUCAACAACUUUUACAUCUACCACAACACCUGCAGCUGGUGCAAGUACCUCAGUUGUAUUCCUGUCAAUAACUGGUGCGAGCUCGACAACUUUAAGAUUACGUCGUCUUGA